Molecule: messenger RNA, 1631 nt
Organism: Cinclus cinclus
Lineage: Eukaryota; Metazoa; Chordata; Aves; Passeriformes; Cinclidae
Gene: DNASE2B
Product: deoxyribonuclease 2 beta
Exons: 6
Coding region: 1-1086 (361 amino acids)
Biological process (GO): apoptotic DNA fragmentation
Molecular function (GO): deoxyribonuclease II activity
Source: RefSeq, a predicted model, not a curated record
AUGCCCGCGGGAUCUGCAUGGUGCCGCCUUGCUGUGCUCCUGCUGUUCUCCGUGCCCCUGUGGGCAGCUGAGAUUUCCUGCAGGAAUGAAGACGGGGAGACGGUGGACUGGUUUGCUCUUUACAAGCUGCCAAAACAUGCCAAAGGACAGAUUCCCAUGCUGGGACUGGAAUACCUGUACAUGGAUGCCCUGGCUCCGCAGUGGCAGCUUGGUAAAUAUCUCAUCAACAUGACACAGGGUGCUCUUGGACAAACACUGCAGCAGCUGUAUGAGACCUAUGAAUCCAAGAGGAACACCACUGCUUAUGCAAUAUACAACGAUGAGAUCCCUGAAUCAGACUCCAAAGGGUCGAAAUGUGGACACACCAAAGGAUUUCUGCUGCUGGAUAAAUCACAAGGCUUCUGGGUGAUUCACAGUGUACCCUUGUUCCCUCCAAGCCCUGAGGAUGGUUAUGGAUAUCCACCUACUGGGGAGUCCUUCGGACAGACAGCCAUCUGUAUAACCUUCAAAUAUGAUCAGUUCACAGAAAUAGACCAACAGAUGCUGAGUUAUAAUCCAGGAAUCUACAGCUGUUCCAUCCCUGACAUCUUCCAAGCUGAUCUCACAAAUCUCCAGAAACUCUGUGCAAAGUCCAGGCUGCCCUCAGUCCCCUUGCGCCACCUCUCCAAGCUCCAGUCAGCUCAUGGGGAAACCUUUCUCCACUUUGCAAAGUCACACUUGUUCAUAGAUGAUAUCUAUGUGGCCUGGAUGGCUCAGAAGCUGAAGACUGAUUUGUUGGCUGAAUCCUGGCAGCGUUCUGGUGAAAAGCUUUACUCAAAUUGCUCUCUUGACUACCACGUAUACAACAUAAAUGCAAUAGGGAUGCCAUUGAACUCCACCUUUCAUUCCAUUAAUGAUCAUUCUAAAUGGGCUGUUUCAAGGAAAUACAAAGAUCAGUGGACAUGCAUUGGGGACUUGAACCGUGCUGCCGAGCAAGCUUGGAGAAGUGGUGGGUUUAUCUGUACCCAGAAUGAACAGAUCUACAAAGCCUUCAGGCAUUUGAUAAUCCACUAUGAAAGCUGCACUUCUGCUCCCAGAGAUCUAUAAACAACCAUUCCUGCCAACCAGCACAGCCCUUCUUGCAUGGAACUGUAGGAAAUGUUUCCCUUGAUCUGUAUUUUCACUCUGAAAAGCAGCCCUGUGAGUUUGAGAUGUGCUAGGCUGUCCCCUUGUUAUCUGUAGGAGCAGGUGGUGUGCAGGUGAAGGGCAGCUGGUUUCCUGUGCUGUGUGUGCUGGAACCUGCUCUGUUGCCUUGGCUCCUGCCAGGACUCUGCUGCACAGGGCUGCACCAAAGCACAUCUCUCUGAACUCCCUGCACGGGCAUCCCUGGGCAGCCUGGGAGAGGGGCUGGACAUGGGACAGGAGAGACAACAGAAACAUCUCUCAUGAGCUGGGCUGUCAGGACUGGGCAGGUAGCAAGGGAUAAGUACCCCCAAAUACUUCAAAAUUGCUCUGGAUUUCUGGAACAAUUGAGAUAAACUGCAGCAUUUCUGCUCAGCUUGGGCUGAAUCUCUAAAAGAGCUGAGAAAAUUAGAUCCAAACCAGGGAAGUCAGUAGAUUUGAGGACAGGAAGGCCUCGUUUUUACGUGAUU